CGCGAGCUCGGGAACAAGAAGUUCGCCGCGGGCGACUACGACGGCGCGAUCCGCUGCUACACUCUGUGCCUCGGGCUCAAGAAGCACAACCACGUCGCCUUCUCGAACCGCGCCAUGGCCUACCUCAAGCAGAAGGAGUACCACAACGCCGAGGCCGACUGCUCCGUCGCGCUGUCCAUCGACGCGUCGCACGUGAAGUCGCUCCAGCGCCGCGCGACGGCGCGCCACGCGCUCGGCAAGCACCGCGCGGCCUUCGUCGACGCGUCGGCGGCCCUCGACCUCGCGCCGGGCACGAAG
Molecule: messenger RNA, 297 nt
Organism: Aureococcus anophagefferens
Lineage: Eukaryota; Pelagophyceae; Pelagomonadales; Pelagomonadaceae
Exons: 1
Molecular function (GO): protein binding
Source: RefSeq, a predicted model, not a curated record